This is a messenger RNA of Dendrobium catenatum, 540 nucleotides long. RefSeq names its product membrane protein PM19L-like. The transcript has 4 exons. The record is from RefSeq and is a predicted model, not a curated record. Lineage: Eukaryota; Viridiplantae; Streptophyta; Magnoliopsida; Asparagales; Orchidaceae. Bases 1 to 540 code for a protein of 179 amino acids.
AUGGUGGCAACUUGGAGCAAAGGAGUAUUGCGUCCUCUUCUUCUUAUAAACUUCAUGAUGUAUGUUACUGUGCUAGGUCUGGCUGGUUGGUCCACUGAUAAGUAUAUCAACCACAACACUGCUCAUCAACGUAAAGGCAACAUUACUACGAUGUACUUACUGAUAUUCUCGCUAAUCGCCGGCGCGACGGGGGUGUGCGCGGUGGUGGCCGGACUGGUACAUGUUUGUGCAUGGCGUGGGGAUAGUUUGGCUUCUGCUGUGUCCUCCGCCCUCGUCUCUUGGGCCAUGACAACCAUUGCUUUUGGUCUUGCAUGCAAGCAAAUCAGUAUGAGAAAUCGACAUACAGACUUGAAAGCUUUGGAGGCAUUCAUCAUAAUUUUGACAGUGACCCAACUGAUCUAUCUCAUAAUGCUCCAUUUGGGCAUCUUCAGCAGCAGGUAUGGUGUGGGCUAUAGGAACUACUGCAUUAAUGCCCAAAUGAACAUGGAGCAGGAAACUCCAAAGGAUUCAGCAACUGUUGCAAGGCCUUAUGCUGCUUAG